Molecule: messenger RNA, 660 nt
Organism: Lathyrus sativus (Indian pea)
Lineage: Eukaryota; Viridiplantae; Streptophyta; Magnoliopsida; Fabales; Fabaceae
Source: the annotation of a GenBank genome assembly
AUGGCAACCCAAUUGAACAAUCCAUUCAGAACUUCAAUUCUAUAUCACAAAGAUCACCCUUUCACUACAACCACACAAAAAACCACAAGAUUUCAUGUUAUCACCAAUGCUACAUCCAAAACCAACCGUUUCAAAGAACUCAUAGAAUCUGGCACAGUUAGAACUAUUUUGCCAAAAGAUGCUUCAACAGUUAUGAACUCAGAAGGUUUCGUUCUCCUUGAUGUUAGACCGAAUUGGGAGAGAGAGAAAGCACGUGUGAAAGGGUCUUUGCACGUGCCAAUGUUUGUUGAAGAUAGGGAUAAUGGUCCUUUAACUUUGCUUAAGAAAUGGGUGCAUUUUGGUUAUAUUGGUGCUUGGACUGGUCAGUAUCUUACUACUUUUAACUCUGAGUUUCUUAGUCAAGUGGAGAAUGUUCUUCCUGGUAAAGACACUAAGGUUCUUGUGGCAUGUGGUGAAGGAUUAAGGUCAAUGACAGCAACUUCAAAGUUGUAUAAGGGAGGUUAUAGAAAUCUUGGAUGGUUAGUUGGAGGGUUUAAUCGUUCACAAGACAAAGAUUUUUUAGAAGUUGAAGGAAAAGAGAAGUUGAAGUAUGCUACAAUUGGAGGAGCUUCGUAUAUCUUUCUGCAAUUGCUAAUACUUCUACAAACUGUUAGUAAAUAA